Molecule: messenger RNA, 741 nt
Organism: Neohortaea acidophila
Lineage: Eukaryota; Fungi; Ascomycota; Dothideomycetes; Mycosphaerellales; Teratosphaeriaceae
Exons: 4
Coding region: 1-741 (246 amino acids)
Source: RefSeq, a predicted model, not a curated record
AUGUCUUCAUCCCCCAUCGCAAUCGUUGCCGGCGUCGGCCCAGGAACGGGCUCUUCAGUUGCUCGUCGAUUCGCAAAGGAAUACCCCGUCGUACUCCUCGCUCGCAAGCCGGAGAGCUUCGAGAAGUUGGCCAAAGAGAUCAACGACCAAGGAGGCAAGGCAGUCGGUAUCAGUGCCGACGUAUCGAACCAGGAAAGCAUUCAACGUGCUUUUCGCGAGAUUGAGCAACACUUUCCUGGCGCGCAUGCCGCCGCGGCGGUAUUCAACGCGGCUGGCGGGAUGGUCAGAAAGGAGUUCUUGACUGUCACUCUUGAUGAGUUCUCUUCCGGCUGGGAAGUGAGCCAGAAAGGAGGAUUUCUCUUUGCCCAACAAGCCCUCCCUCUCCUGCUGAAAGCCAGGGGUACUUCGAGCAAGUUCAAUCCAACCUUGGUCUUCACCGGUGCAACGGCCGGCGUCAAGGCCAACGCUCAGAUGGCCACGUUCGCCAGCUCCAACUUUGCCAAGCGUGCACUCGCCAUAUCUCUCGCCAAGGAGUUCGGACCUCAGGGUAUCCAUGUCGCGUGGGCCAACAUUGACGGCCCCAUCGACAUUCCCGGGCGCCAGGACUACCGCGCCAAGUUGGCAGAAGAGGCCAAGAUCAAUCCUGAUGAUAUCGCGGAGGCGUACUGGACCUUGCACGUGCAGAGCAAGCGUUGCUUCACGAACGAGAUUGACAUCCGAACGAACAUUGAGAAAUGGUAG